UUACAAAUACGAAAAUUAGUUGUGGAAAACAUAUCUUUCCUUUUUGGUUGAACGCUACCGAGUAUUUACACGUUUGAAGAAUGUCAAAACGCACAAAGAAGGUAGGUGUUACUGGAAAGUAUGGAACACGGUACGGUGCAUCACUUCGUAAACAAGUGAAAAAGAUUGAAAUAAGUCAACAUACUCGAUAUAUGUGUCCUUUUUGCGGAAAGGUGUCAGUUCGUCAAGCUGUCGUUGGAAUAUGGUGCUGUCGAGGUUGCAACCGUAAGAUGGCCGGGGGAGCAUGGAGUUUAAGCACUCCAGCGGCAACGACAGCUCGUUCAACAGUUGCUCGUUUACGUAAGCAGCAGGAAUCCCAUGUUUGAUUUAAAUUUCUUACGAAACAAAAAAAAAAUGUAUGUCGUGCCCAAUUUCGUUAAAAUAAUCCACUCAAAUUUAGAUUAAAACAUUUUAACAAUGUUUUCUUAAGUUUCUAUUGACUAUUGUACAUGAAAUUUUUUUAAUAUAAUGUUAAAUAAUUAGUGUCACUGCAAAGGCAUUACAUUAAAGUUAAAAACAAAACAA
Molecule: messenger RNA, 564 nt
Organism: Hylaeus volcanicus
Lineage: Eukaryota; Metazoa; Arthropoda; Insecta; Hymenoptera; Colletidae
Product: 60S ribosomal protein L37a-like
Exons: 3
Coding region: 81-365 (94 amino acids)
Biological process (GO): translation
Cellular component (GO): ribosome
Molecular function (GO): structural constituent of ribosome
Source: RefSeq, a predicted model, not a curated record